CGAAGAAAAUCAUUCUGCGCUUUUCUCUACCCGCGAGAAGACGCGUGUUAGUUUUUUCUAUCGCCAAAAAGUAUUAAAAACCCAUCAGUUUGCUUGGAAAAUUAGCAAUUCCAACGUCGUUUUGUGCAGUUAAUCGAGUGUGAUCGAAAGCAGUAAAGAAUGGCUGACCAAUAUUCCGGCUACGGUGCUCCGCAGGAUUUCGGCGGUCCGAUGCAAUUUUCGGUUCCUCCGCCGUCGCUUUCGUCGGCCAAUUUCAGCCAGCCUCCUCCGAUGGGAGGGGGUGGUGGCGGCGGCGGAAGUGCCGGUGGCUAUAAUGCUCCUCCCCCCUCGGUCGGCGGCUAUGGCAACCAAUCCCAGAGCUCAGCAGGCGGCGGCUACGGUGCGCAAAAUGAUUACAAAUCCGGUGGCCGUGACGGAGGUUACGGCGGAGGAAACCGCGACGGUGGCUAUGGAGGAGGAAACCGCGGAGGUGGUGGCGGUGGCUACGGAAACGGUGGACCUCGAGGUGGUAACCAAUCCGGUGGCUACAGCAGUGGCGCCGGCAACAAGGGUGGUUAUAAUAACAAAGCAGAUAGUGGUGAAAUGGUCACCCAAGAGGAUACGAUCUUCAUUCAGGGCAUGAAUACGGAAACGACCGAAGAAGAAAUUGCCGAACGCUUCGGAUCGAUCGGUGUGAUCAAGAAAGACAAACGCACCAUGAAACCCAAGAUCUGGAUGUACAAGGAUAAGGAAACCGGCAAUAUGAAGGGAGAGGCCACCGUCACCUACGAGGACGCCAAUGCCGCGCAGUCCGCUAUCGGUUGGUUCGACAACAAGGAAUUCAACGGAUCGGUUGUGAAGGUUUCGCUCGCCCAGCGCUACAACACCUGGCAGAACAAGGGAGGAAGCCGUGGUGGUUUCAACAAGGGCGGAUUCGGUGGCCGUGGCGGUGGUGGAGAUCGCGGAGGCUAUGGUGAUCGGGAUGGUGGUGACCGAGGUGGCUCUCGCGGAGGUGGCCAACAGGGUGGUGGCCGCUUCGGAAGCGGUGGCGGCGGCGGAGGUGGUGGUGGCCAGGAACGUGAAGGAGAUUGGACCUGCGGAGAUUGCAGCAAUAAGAACUUUGCCUGGCGAAACGAGUGCAAUCGGUGUAAGGCUCCGAAAGGUGAUGGUGCCGCUGGAGGCGGAGGUGGUGGUUUUGGAGGCCGUGGUGGUGGCCGAGGAUCGUUCGGCGGCGGUCCUAGAAACAGCGGUGGAGGUGGUCGUGGUGGAUUCGGUGGUGGUAAUCGCGAUGGAGGAUAUGGCGGCAGUGGUGGUGGUGCCAUGCGUGGAGGCGACAGAAAUCGCGACCAGCGACAACGGCCGUACUAAACCAGAAUUAGUAGAUAUUCCAGACUAAAUGUAAGCUUAAAUCAGUCUCCCACGUUAAUCGCAAGGUUGCACCCAAUCAUUACUGAAAACAAUCACACUCAUGUAAAACUUGCUUGAAUUUCCUAAUCAAAAACUACUUGACGACAGUAUGAACGGGGAAGCAGUUUGCUUGUUCCCGUUAGUUGGGCCUUCCCAAUUCUGUGGGAAGACCACUAAGCAUUAUUUUAAAACUUAUAGUAAUUCAUGACUAUGCUAAAAAAAAUCCAACUGUACAACAAAUAGCAUGUAAGAAUAAUCAUUUCUUUGAAAGAUCUCGAAAGAGAAUUGAAGUCGAAUUGACUAGCGAGAUUUUCGGGCAAAGCUACCGACGGGAUAGCAUUAAAAACAUUAAUAAGAAUGUUGUAAAUGAAACACUGUAACAAAAAAGUGAAAGGAAAUGACAAAAUAAAUAUUCACCCAAAUAACGA
Aedes aegypti (yellow fever mosquito) is the source of this 1814-nucleotide messenger RNA. RefSeq names its product RNA-binding protein cabeza-like. Gene Ontology annotation, biological process: regulation of DNA-templated transcription. The coding region runs from base 160 to 1347 and encodes 395 amino acids. The record is from RefSeq and is a predicted model, not a curated record. Gene Ontology annotation, molecular function: RNA binding; transcription coregulator activity. NCBI's taxonomy places the organism in Eukaryota, Metazoa, Arthropoda, Insecta, Diptera, Culicidae. Gene Ontology annotation, cellular component: nucleus. The transcript has 8 exons.